AUGAGUCGUUACAUUCCGUCAGAAGCUGCUUUUAAAAACAGUAGUGAAAUUGAUCUAUAUGUGAUCCAAACUUUUGGCAAAAUCGUAGCACCAGAACGUAUUCUGCAAUCUUGGCUUUCUAUUGCAAAUUUAUACUUUAAGAUUGGAAACUAUUCUCAAUCUGAAAAAUUUCUUUUGGAAUUGUUAAGAAUACAACCUCAUAAUCAAGAGGCAAAUGAACUUCUUGGUACCGUUUACGAAAACCAAGGAAGAUUGAAAUUAGCUUUAGAAUUUUAUGAGAGAGCUCUUUGUAAUAAAAAUGCUUCACACAAUCAUGCUUUUGUUGCGGCUGAACUUUGUUUAAAAUUAAUCAAAAAACAAAAAGAUGAAGCUGAAAUAAAAAAAUUGGCGGACAAAGCUCUAAAUUGGAUAAAGCGAACACGUCUUACAAACAAAAAAUAUAUUCCUCGUGCAGUACAUUUAAUGAGUCAAGUAUAUUCUAUCCUUGUUCGAUACGCUGAAAGACAAUCUGAUAAACGAGGAUGUUUAAAAUAUCGUAAAGGGAAUGCUCCAGCUAGUAUUAAAUGGAUCGAUGAUUCCGUCAAAGAAUUGAUAACGGUUGAAGAUACUUUCAUAGAUCCUGGUUUUAACAUAAUUUUAACAAAAGCAAUAUUAAAACUUCCUGAUUAUCAACGAGCAUGGGAAAAUAUAAUUCAACGUCGUUAUAAUUUCGUCGAUAAUUUCGAAUGGAAUCUCUUUGUUAAAAAUACAUUCCCAAAAUUAAGAUUUUGGGUUACUGAUAACUCAAAAGAAUUAUUACAUGAACCAACAGAAAUGAUUUUCUUUGCUUGUGAUAAUAUAGUAAGAUUGUCUUUGAAAUUCAAAUCACGAGAAGAAGCUGGUAAACUUGUGAAAGAAUUUUCUGAACUCGUUAUGAAUUGGGAAAUACCGUCAUCACAAAAUCGUCAAUUAUUGGAAAAAUGGACUCGCUAUCAACAGGAAUAUCAAUCUCGAAGUUUACGACAUGAAAGUUUUUUCCGAUUCAAUUUGGCCUCCGCGGAUUUGAACCAUUAUCGGUCUUCAGAUUUCAAAUUAAUCAAGAAAAACCAAGAUCAUCUUAAUGAUGCUUAUCUAAAUUUUAAAGCAUGUUUAUAUUUUCGUAGAGAAACAUUCCGUGAUCCUACUUGUCCCAUUAGUCAUUUCAUAUAUUUAAUGUGUCAGCGUAUUAGUGAUGUAUCACAUCAAUUGUUAAUCCUUUUACAAUGUUUUGAUUAUGAAUGGAUUAAUAAAAGUGAUACUGCAUUGCAAAUUUUGAGAACCGAUACUCAAGACGAUGAUGAUGGUGUUAAACAAAAAUUUUGUUUGCCUACACAUAAAAGUCUUCUCAACGAUUUAUCCCAAAGUGUUGGUAAAGAAAAUUUCAAGGAAUUAGACCUUCUUAAAUGGUUGACAAAGACAAUCUAUAAAAUUGACAGAAUAGCUUUAUGUGCUCCAUAUGAUUUGGAUCGUUUUUUAAUGGUUUCAGCGUGGCAUAUAGAAAAUGGUGCUCUUCGAGAUUGGUUGCGAGACAUUUUCCCAAGAUUACAAGAUCACCCAAAAAUUCAAGAAUCAGAAAUAAUUGACAACAAAUCGGCACCUUUUCAAGAUAUUUAUUCAUUUUUUAUUAAAGUACCUUCAUACGAACAAUUAGAAACCAAUUUGACUCAAUUAUUACCGAGUCAAAAAAUUAUCUCCAGGAUAGAAGUUCCAACAUUGAUGGACAUUGAAUUUUUUCUUUUAAUAUUACUCAUUCAAAGACAUUAUCAUUGUGUCAUUGAAAGAAAAGCAGAAACAAUUGGACAGAUUUUAUAUUUGUCAACACAGGGUUGUUGGAAACCACGCGAAAGUAACAGGAAAUUCUGGAGAACAUUAUUGUCUUUAUACGGAAAGAAUUUUCAAGAUAAACGAGUAUAUACCAACGAUGUAAUGUCCGAUGAUGAACUUACUCAAUGUCUCAGGGAAAUUCGAGGUGAUUUUAAUAUCCAAGAUUAUGACUACAAUAAAGAGCAAAUCCAAACGGUGGUUAAUUUACAAGGAGAUCUGUAUUUGGUGAUGGCACUUUUUUACGAGAAUAUGCUUACACGUCAUAAACAAUUCCGAACGAUAGAAGGACUUCGGUGUAUCGAAAUUUAUCAAAAUUGGGAAAGGAAUAUUUCUAAAGAAAUGCCUUCUAGUUGUUUGCCGAAAGCUGGAAAAUCAAGAAAAUUUUCAGUUUUGGAUGAUGAUAUUAAUGAUCCAGGAUAUCGAAGGUUUAUUCCUGCUGAUGCCAAUAUAAAUGACUUGGCAGAACAAUUUUCAUUGGCAUUUAAAGAAAGAGAUGAUUCUAUAAAACAGAUGUAUCAAACAACACAGCAAUGGGAUACACUUGAAGAAUGCGAAAGUUUUCUGAAUAAAUAUGCGGAUGCAAAGAUAUUACCGAAAGAAAAUAAAAAAAAUAGUAAAUUUGUAACAGUAAAUAACGAAAACCAUUCAAUCACCAUUAAUCUAUUAAAUGAAGAUAGGGUAACUGAACUUGAUGAGAGUGAGGACGAAGAUGAGAUAUCCGAACUUGAUGAAAGUGAGGACGAAGAUGAGAUAUCUGAACUUGAUGAAAGUGAUGAUGAAGACGAGAUAUCUGAACUUGAUGAAAGUACAGAUGAUGAUAGGAUGUCUGAACUUGAGAAAAGUUUGGAAUCAAGUGAAGAAUUUGACGAAGAUUUUUUUACUCCAUCUGUAUCUGCUUCUAAAAUCAAUGAAGAAAUUCAGGAAAAUAAAGAAGCAUCAAGUGACAUUACAAAUAUUCAAGAUAUUCAAGAUCGUAUUAAUAAUAUCGACUUUAACGACGAUACUAGUAAAGACGACGCUAAUGACAUUGAUUUGAGUCGGGAUGAUGACUUAGUCCGCGUGGAUCAAGAAAUUCCGGAAAUUCAGGAAAAUAAAGAAGCAUCAAAUGAUAAAGAUUCAUCAAAUGUCAUUACAGAUAUUCAAGAUAUUCAAGAUCGUAUUGAUAACAUUGACUUUAACGACGAUACUAGUAAAGACGACGCCAAUGACAUUGAUUUGAGUCGGGAUGAUGACUUGGUCCGCGUGGAUCGAGAAAUUCAAGAAAAUAAAGAAUCAUCAAGUGAUAAAGAAUCAUCAAGUGACAUUACAAAUAUUCAAGAUAUUCAAGAUCGUAUUGAUAAUAUCGACUUUAUCGACGAUACUAGUAAAGACGACACUAAUGACGUUGAUUUGAGUCGUGACGAUGAUUUGGUCCGCGUGGAUCGAGAAAUUCAAGAGAUAGAACCCCAACAUGAAAAUAUCUCAAAUAUUUCAGGUGACCAACAAUUAGAUGAAAAUAUUUCAAGUGACCAGCAGUUAGAUGAAGAUAUUUCAGGUGAUCAACAAUUAGAUGAAGAAUGGGAUGUGAGCAUUAUAGAAAAAGCCGAAAAAGAUGAUGAUAUAUUUAAUGAAAAUAUUGAAGAACAAAUAAACUCAAACGAUAAAUAA
Messenger RNA from Diversispora eburnea, 3489 nucleotides. NCBI's taxonomy places the organism in Eukaryota, Fungi, Glomeromycota, Glomeromycetes, Diversisporales, Diversisporaceae. The record is from the annotation of a GenBank genome assembly.